UAUAUAAGAUGGAGAGCAGCUCACUCAUCCAGCACUCGACUCCUCUCUCCUGGAUCUCGAACUCUCACUCCGGUCCGUCUCUGUGUGAAAUCAGACGUUCUGAUUGAGAAUGAGGAACCUGACGGCUCUGCUGCUGCUUCUCCUGUUGCUCUGCUCUUUUCAUCGGGUGUUUAGUGUUCACGGUUUUGACUACAAGACUGAAUGCUGUUCAGCCACAACUAGAAUAAAGGUUCCUUUAAAAAACAUUGUGACCUACUGGCGGAUCAACAACAGCAACUGCCCCAUAGACGCCAUUGUAUUUCAGACUCUAAAUAAAGAACAGAACACCCAAAGGAAAGUCUGCGUGGAUCCUAAGGCCCCUUGGGUCAACUCUCACAUGCGAAAAGUGGAUCUUAAAAACAAAGCCACUUUAUCAGCAAAACUCUGAAUCUCAGCGUUAGACGGGAUUUCCACACAGAAGACUAACCUGAUAUACUCACCACAUUUUAUCAUCACUGUUUCUGUUCUUAACAAAAAAAGAAGCACUUUGUAAAUACUUACUUGUACAAUUAACACAUUCUCAGUGUGACAGCGCCACCUGGUGUUUUUAAGUCUUCAGUAUCACUGUCUGUUCCAUCUUCAUGUUUGGUCUCAGUUAAUGACUCAGUAAUUAAAUGAAGUGGUUUGACGCACAUGUAACAUUUAACUGUCCUCUAAUAAAUACUUACACUAUGCAGUA
Molecule: messenger RNA, 718 nt
Organism: Neoarius graeffei (lesser salmon catfish)
Lineage: Eukaryota; Metazoa; Chordata; Actinopteri; Siluriformes; Ariidae
Product: monocyte chemotactic protein 1B-like
Exons: 3
Coding region: 110-427 (105 amino acids)
Biological process (GO): lymphocyte chemotaxis; inflammatory response; immune response
Cellular component (GO): extracellular region
Molecular function (GO): CCR chemokine receptor binding; chemokine activity
Source: RefSeq, a predicted model, not a curated record